Molecule: messenger RNA, 1354 nt
Organism: Nerophis lumbriciformis (worm pipefish)
Lineage: Eukaryota; Metazoa; Chordata; Actinopteri; Syngnathiformes; Syngnathidae
Product: lipid transferase CIDEC-like
Biological process (GO): regulation of apoptotic process; apoptotic process
Source: RefSeq, a predicted model, not a curated record
AACAUUAUAAUUUGGCAAGUUCCGGUUAGGACCGGAUGUCACGUGAUUGCAGCAAUCAAGAAGCAUUAACCAGGUGGGUUCAAUUCGCGCCUCUUCCAAACAGCUCUAACAGCACACAGCCUGGUUGUGUGGCGCUCUCUGACCAGCGAUGGAUUACGCUAUCAAGUCUCUCAGCCUCUUCACCCCGUCGACCUUCUCCAAAUGUGUGACCGCCAGUGUGUCAGCCAGUGCCUCCAUGACCCAGCAGCUUCUGUCCGGCCGAACACCUCCGCCCAAACCUUUCCGGGUGACUAACGCUGACCGCAGCUUGAAGAAGGGCAUCAUGGCUUAUGCACUCGAUGACCUCAUCAACAAGGUGAGCGACUCCUUAAAUGUGCUGUGUGCCAGCGGACUGGUGCUGGAAGAAGAUGGCACGUGUGUGGACACACAGGAGUUCUUCAUGGCGCUGCCUCAGAACACUGUUCUCAUGGCGCUGGAGAAAGGACAGAAGUGGACCCCAUAUCAGAACAGCCCCUCCAGAGACGAGCUCAGCAAGCGCAGGCUGACUCCCCGGACAGAUGUGGUCAAGCUGACCUUUGACCUCUACAAGAACAACCCCAAGGAUUUCAUUGGCUGCUUGAAUGUCAAAGCCACGCUGUAUGGUGUCUAUUCGGUGUCCUACGACCUCCGCUGCUAUGCGGCCAAAAAUAUGUUGAAGGAGGCGUUGCGAUGGACCAUCUUCUCCAUGCAGGCCACAGGCCACGUCCUGCUGGGCUCCUCCUGGUACAUGGAGCAGCUUCUGGAGGAGGAGGAGGGGUUAGAGGAGAGAGGACAGAGGGCCCUGGUCUUUCCCCGGGAGAGCAGAAUUAGCAAGCUGCAGAACUUGCUGUUGGGUCGCGUCGCACACUGAGGUUGGACUCUGCAUGUCCGUUUUUCCUGCAAGAGCGUCUGAAACUGUUACAUUUCCCAGCUGAAGAGACCGCAGCUGCAACACCAUAAUCAAAUGUCAUCCUAUUGAGACGAGUGAAUAAAACGAAGCACUUUUAAUUUCAAACCAACGUUUUGAGCCUCUGGUCAUGAAUGGCAACAGGUCCAGCGGUCUCUCCCACGCUGUCUUAAUUGUCCCCAGCUUUCACUGUUCUGUCAGCUGCAGCCUGCUUGAGGAGCGCGGAAGCAAACCAUUACCCAGAGAUGUCCCACAGUCGGCUGCACACAAGUGUCACUUUGACCAUCUUAUCAAAGAUGGUGUCAAAAUCUGGACAGGUCUUUGACAAAUUGUCAGAAGUCCUACUCCUUUUUUAAUGUACCGUAUUUUUCGGAGUAUAAGUCGCACCGGCCGAAAAUGCAUAAUAAAGAAGGAAAAAAAACAAGUCGC